Molecule: messenger RNA, 2124 nt
Organism: Lachancea thermotolerans CBS 6340
Lineage: Eukaryota; Fungi; Ascomycota; Saccharomycetes; Saccharomycetales; Saccharomycetaceae
Gene: SLA2
Product: Sla2p
Exons: 1
Coding region: 1-2124 (707 amino acids)
Biological process (GO): actin filament organization; clathrin coat assembly; endocytosis
Cellular component (GO): actin cortical patch; clathrin-coated vesicle
Molecular function (GO): clathrin light chain binding; phosphatidylinositol-3,5-bisphosphate binding; actin filament binding
Source: RefSeq, a predicted model, not a curated record
AUGUCGCGAUUUGACGUUGAUCUGGACCGUGCUGUCAGGAAGGCGUGUUCCUACGAGGAGACAGCUCCUAAGCGUAAACAUGUUCGUACGUGCAUUGUGUUUACGUGGGAUCACAAAUCGUCUCGCGCUUUUUUCAACGCGAUGAAAACUCAGCCCCUUGGAGAAGAUGAAGUUAGUGUGUUCAAGGCUCUCAUCACGAUUCAUAAAGUUCUUCAAGAAGGCCACCCAUCUGCAAUUGUCGAGGGAAUUAAAAACCGUGAAUGGAUUGAAAGUUUGGGCCGUAUUUAUUCGAUAGGCGGAGGCGAUGGAUAUGGACGCAUCAUUGAGGAGUAUGUCCAAUUCCUUCUUCGGAAAUUGGUCUUCCAUAGAAGCCACAAGGGAUUUAAUGGUACUUUUGAAUACGAAGAGUACGUUUCUCUUGUUACUACUUCUAACCCGGAUGAGGGCUACGAAACUAUUCUAGAUCUUAUGGACCUUCAGGAUGCUCUGGAUGAGUUUUCAAGGGUGCUGUUCGCUAGUAUUUCUAGUGGGCGCAAAAACGAGUGUAAGAUAUCAGCUUUAGUUCCGUUGGUCGCUGAAUCAUAUGGAAUUUACAAGUUUAUCACAUCCAUGAUCCGUGCUAUGCACAAACAAACUGGUGAGGAUGGUGCCAUGGAACCCCUGCACGAGCGCUAUGUUUCCCAGCACGCAAGGCUUUUUGAAUUUUAUGCGGAUUGUUCUGCGAUCAAGUACUUGACAAGUCUUAUCCGCAUUCCUAAAUUACCUACGGAAGCUCCCUCUUUGGUGGACAGCCCAUCUCCUGAGCCGUCGCUCAGUAGGCCAUCCACUCGGAAUUCGGCACGUCGAAGUAUUACCCCUUCGGAAAAACCACCAUCUUUGAAAGCUGAACGUAGUUUCUCAGCAGUCACUCCUUCCCAAACAGAAUAUGUGGCAACUCCUGGUCCUCAAAUAAGUGGAGUGUUUAGUAACGGCGCCUAUAAUAUUCCAAGUUCUCAACCUACGGGGGGAGUUAGCGGGUUUGUACCUUUCAUGUCGUCGCAUCCAACUGGCGUAGUCGGGGGGUUGGUUCCUGUUAUGUCCAGCAAUCCUACGGGUGGGUUAGUUGGGAAUCAAACAGGUUAUUUUGGGAAUGUGGGCUUAGAUACCCCUAAUUCAUUAGAAACCCAAAGGGCACUGGAGCAACAGAGAACAAAUCAACUACUUUUGCAACAGCAGCAACAACAGCAACAACAGCAACAACUUGAACAACAAGCGAUUUUAGAGCGUGAAAGACAGAGACAACUUGAACUUCAACAGCAACAAAGGCAAUUGGAGAUUGAGAGGGAGCAUCAACUUGCUCAACAGCAACAAGAACAAGCCUUAUUUGAGGAAAGGUUGCGGUCGCAGCAAAACAUGUACCAACAAGCGGCUCAACAAGACCAGUAUCAAACCGAUUUGAACGCAUUGAGGGAACAACAUGAGCGUGACCAAAUGGUAAUUCAGCAAUACGACAACCGGGUUUUGGCUCUUGAGAAAGAACUGGAAAAUAUGAAUUUGAACGUUAAUGAACAACUGAGCAACAAGGAAGAACAAGUUAAAACUAUGGAGCAGUGGAAGGAGAAGUAUGACGGUUUGGCUAGACUAUAUGCGCAAUUAAGGCAAGAACACCUUGCUGUUUUAAAAAAAUUGAAAAAGUCGCAGCAGGUCGAAAGCAGCGCCAAAGAAGCCAUUCAUAAAGCUGAGGUAUUGGAACAUGAGAAGGAAGACCUAAGAAGGGAGGUGCAACAGGUAAACCGGGAGAGAGAACGGUUGCAUUGGGAGAGUGAAAAAAAUGCUCGUAAACAAGUAGAAGAAGUACUUGUUGCCGGAAGCAGAGCAGUGGUGGCGAGGACGUCAGCAUCUGAAAGCGCUACGAACCUUGCCAACUGCUUCAACAACUUUAUAGCGGACGGCGCCAAUGGGGACUUUGCUGCUCUGGCAACUAGCAUUGCAGAAUUCACGGUAGCCACGGCAGGCUCCAAGGACGCCCAAGACUUCUUAUGCGCUCUAAAGGACCUAACUGGAACCGAAGAAGAAAUGACGGACAAAGUCAUAGACCUCAACAUUCAUCUGCAGCGUUUGUUCGCGAACCAAACCCUAACUUGA